AUGUUUCAUUCAUUGUCAACAUCAUUACAAAGUUAUAUAUCAAAAAUGAAAAUUAUUAUCUUAUUUAUUUUAUCUGUAUUUUUAUUUAGCACAGCCAUUUUAGGGUUAAGGGUACAUAAAGAUCAUGUCCCAAGAUGUUCAACAUGUAAAUCUAUUGUUGGAAAUAACUUGAAUACAUUCAAGUCUGUAUUAUCACCAUCUUCAUGUGAUGAUUUAUGUAGCAAUUUGGAUAGUCAAGAACAAUUAAAUUGUAAUAGUAUUUGUUCGUUUAUUGGAGUUGAAAAGUUGAUGAAUUCAAUCAGAUCAAACGGUGCCACUGGUGAAUCAGUUUGUCAAUCAUUAAACAUUUGUCAGGUUCAACAACAAGAUGUUAGAAUCAUUGGUAACAAUUUCCAUUAA
Molecule: messenger RNA, 399 nt
Organism: Cavenderia fasciculata
Lineage: Eukaryota; Evosea; Eumycetozoa; Acytosteliales; Cavenderiaceae
Exons: 2
Coding region: 1-399 (132 amino acids)
Source: RefSeq, a predicted model, not a curated record